Messenger RNA from Coffea arabica (coffee), 1700 nucleotides. RefSeq names its product dihydropyrimidine dehydrogenase (NADP(+)), chloroplastic. Gene Ontology annotation, biological process: uracil catabolic process; thymine catabolic process. Gene Ontology annotation, molecular function: uracil binding; dihydropyrimidine dehydrogenase (NADP+) activity; NADP binding. The record is from RefSeq and is a predicted model, not a curated record. Lineage: Eukaryota; Viridiplantae; Streptophyta; Magnoliopsida; Gentianales; Rubiaceae. Gene Ontology annotation, cellular component: cytoplasm.
CGUCUUUGUCUCGAAUUCCUAUCCAAUCCCAAUAAUUUACUUCUUUAUUUCUUCAGAGUUUUAUUAAAGUAAUAAACUCAGAUUCCACAGAUAUUCAUUUUCAUCUUCAUCCACCGCCUUAUUACUAUAUAAGAAAAGAAACCCGAAACAGCGAAGAAUACCAAGCUAACGAGAAAAAAAAAGGGAAAGCUUCAAUUCCUUCUUGGAUAUGGCGUCUCUCAGCGGCUUGACUCAGCAAAUCAGCAACAGGAACUCGGUGGUCGAGUUACCGAUGACUCAUCGGCCACAGCUGCAUAAUUCGAUCAAGAAGAGCUGCAGAGUUGGGUUAGGGGUCAUGGCUUCUGAGAACAAUACUAGCACUUCUGAACUGGAUCUUAGUGUAACUGUAAACGGGUUGAAAAUGCCCAACCCCUUUGUUAUUGGGUCUGGUCCGCCUGGAACUAAUCUUGCCGUUAUGAGGAAAGCUUUUGAUGAAGGCUGGGGAGCUGUCAUCGCCAAAACGGUAUCACUGGAUGCUGCAAAAGUUAUAAACGUGACUCCCAGGUAUGCCAAAUUGCGAGCAGGAGCAAAUGGCUCAACCAGAGGAGAGAUCAUUGGUUGGGAAAACAUUGAACUUAUAAGUGAUCGGCCUCUUGAAACAAUGUUAAGCGAAUUUAAACAGUUAAAAAAAGAGUACCCAGAUAGGAUCCUUAUUGCUUCAAUUAUGGAAGAGUAUGACAAAGCUGCCUGGCACGAACUUAUUGAUCGUGUUGAGCAAACUGGAGUUGAUGCUAUUGAAAUUAAUUUUUCAUGCCCCCAUGGUAUGCCAGAGCGGAAAAUGGGUGCUGCAGUUGGGCAAGAUUGUGCACUGUUGGAGGAGGUAUGUGGAUGGAUUAAUGAGAAAGCCACAGUUCCUGUUUGGGCAAAGAUGACGCCAAACAUCACUGAUAUAACUCAGCCUGCAAGGGUUGCUCUAAGAACAGGAUGUGAGGGAGUGUCAGCCAUUAAUACAAUCAUGAGUGUCAUGGGAAUCAAUCUCGACACUUUACGUCCUGAGCCUUGUGUUGAAGGAUAUUCAACUCCUGGAGGCUACUCUUCAAAGGCUGUCCAUCCUAUAGCCCUUGCGAAAGUAAUGAGCAUUGCGCAAAUGAUGAGGUCAGAAUUUGGAGAUAAAGAUUGUUCACUUUCUGGUAUAGGAGGUGUUGAAGCAGGUGGUGAUGCUGCUGAGUUCAUUCUUCUUGGAGCAGACACAGUUCAGGUCUGCACUGGGGUUAUGAUGCAUGGAUAUGGUAUUGUGAAGAAACUUUGCUCUGAGCUGAAGGAUUUCAUGAAAAAGCAUAACUUUUCAUCCAUAGAUGAUUUCAAAGGGUUGUCACUGGAGUAUUUUACAACUCAUACGGAUUUGGUAAAAAGACAGCAAGAAGCAAUUCGGCAGAGGAAAGCUAUCAGAAAAGGUUUAGCAUCUGACAAGGACUGGACAGGAGAUGGUUUUGUACAAGAAACUGAAAGCAUGGUUUCCAAUUAAGUGCAACACCAAAGUGCAACUCUGUAACAUGUAAAAAAGAUGGAUAUGCCUCUGAUUGGGAUGUUGGGGGAUUCUCUAAAAGUUUUUCAAAACUCAGUUCUAGCUCAAUUGUAAAUGUUGAUGGACUUUGUUUCUUUCUUCUUUGUAGCACUUCCUCAAUAAAAUGCUGAAUAAGUAACCAUGGAUUCUCAUAGCA